Callorhinchus milii (elephant shark) is the source of this 1187-nucleotide messenger RNA. RefSeq names its product prolactin-releasing peptide receptor-like. Gene Ontology annotation, biological process: G protein-coupled receptor signaling pathway. Gene Ontology annotation, molecular function: neuropeptide binding; neuropeptide Y receptor activity. Bases 1 to 1071 code for a protein of 356 amino acids. Gene Ontology annotation, cellular component: neuron projection; plasma membrane. NCBI's taxonomy places the organism in Eukaryota, Metazoa, Chordata, Chondrichthyes, Chimaeriformes, Callorhinchidae. The transcript has a single exon. The record is from RefSeq and is a predicted model, not a curated record.
AUGGAUGUGACAAUAGCCACGGGAUCUGGGCUCAGCCUAGACUCGCUGAACCUUUCUGAACGGAGCCUGACUCUGCUGUCUCCUGGGGGGAACGAGUCUAACCCGGCGUUCCAGGGCUUGCAACUGAUCCAUCAUCUCAAAACCCUCAUCAUCCCCCUCUACUCCAUCGUGGUGGUGAUGGGCAUCCUGGGCAACUGCCUCCUGGUGUACGUCAUCGCCCGGGUCAAGAAGAUGCACAACGUCACCAACUUCCUCAUCGGCAACUUGGCCUCGUCGGACGUGUUGAUGUGCACGGCCUGCAUCCCGCUGACGCUGGCCUACGUCUUCGAGCCGGGCGGCUGGCUGUUUGGGCGGGCGGCUUGCCACCUGGUGCUGUUCCUGCAGCCCGUCACCGUGUACGUGUCCAUCUUCACCCUGACCGCCAUCGCCGUGGACCGUUACGUGGCCAUCGUGCACCCUCUCCGCCGCCGCGUCUCGCUCAAGCUCAGCGCCUACCUGAUGGUGUCCGUGUGGGCGCUGGCCUGCUGCCUGGCGCUGCCCGCCACUGCUCACACCUACUACGUCGAGCUGAAGGACCAAGGGGUGGCCAUCUGCGAGGAGUUCUGGGAGAGGAAGGACGAGGAGAGGAGAGCCUACGCCUGCUCGUUGCUGGCGAUCACGUACAUCCUCCCCUUGACCAUCAUCCUGGUCUCCUACCUCAGGAUCUCAGUCAAGCUGAAGAACCGGGUGGUGCCUGGCAGCGUGACCCAGACCCAAGCAGACUGGGACAAAGCCAGGAGGAAGAGGACCUUCUGCCUGUUGGUGGUGGUGGUGACGGUGUUCGGGGCUUGCUGGCUGCCGCUGCACGCCUUCAACAUCGUGCGAGACAUUGACAUCGACAUCAUAGACAAGUACUACUUCAACCUGGUGCAGUUGUCCUGCCACUGGCUGGCCAUGAGCUCCGCCUGUUACAACCCCUUCAUCUACGCCUGGCUUCACGACAGCUUCAGGCAGGAGUUGAAGAAGCUGCUUACCUGGCCGGGCAGAGUCACCCCGUUGGGGCAGAGUGUCACGGUCAGCGUGGUGCUGUGAGGAGAGGGGUGUUCGUCUCUUUCUAUCUUUAUUUUUUUCGAGGGUUUAAAUUAAACGUCCCAUCUCCUCUGACUUGCUUGUCUGGUGAGAGAGAUUCACUUUGAUAAGGAACUCAA